Molecule: messenger RNA, 1119 nt
Organism: Zychaea mexicana
Lineage: Eukaryota; Fungi; Mucoromycota; Mucoromycetes; Mucorales; Lichtheimiaceae
Product: major facilitator superfamily domain-containing protein
Exons: 6
Biological process (GO): transmembrane transport
Cellular component (GO): membrane
Molecular function (GO): transmembrane transporter activity
Source: RefSeq, a predicted model, not a curated record
AUAGCACAUAUGCUGCAAUCAUUUUAUAUCAUGCUGAUCAUUGGUUUCAAUGAAGGCAAUUUCGGCAUUAUUGUCCCAAGUCUUAAAGCUCAUUACGGUAUAUCGCAAGCUGUCUUAUCAAUUAUUUUCCCUUGCACGACUGCCGGUACAUUUCUUGCUGCGUUUCUCAACGGUUAUUUGAUUCGAAAAACAUCACAAACAACCACAUCCGUUAUUGGAGCAACAGUAUUAUUUAUUGGAUAUUUAGUAUGUGCCAUGGCAGUACCAUUUCCAGCCAUGUGCUGUGCGUAUAUUGCAAUAGGAUUUGGAUAUCCAUUGAUGGAAACUGCCGCGAACGUUAUAUGUGGCGAAUCACCCCGUGGUACAGUGUUCCUGAAUUUUUUGCAUGCUAUGCAUAGUGUCGGUGCCAUGACUGCGCCGCUUGCGGCUUCUGCGCUGCUUGAACAUAACAUAUCUUGGAGAGCCACCUAUGGAUACUUGGCUGGAAUGACAUUUAUUGGAAUUGGAUCAAUUGCAUACUUUUUCCACGACGAUAUCCCUCACAGAGACACACACAAAAUGAUUUGGAGAGCAUUGACAUGUCGACCUACCGUUAUGGCAGCCAUGUUUGGAUUCGUCUACGUAGGCGUGCAAGUGACUUUGGGCAGCUGGGGUUACACUUUUCUCAUUACUGCACGAAGCACAGAUACUGUUUUGAUGGCUCGACUAAUGUCAAUUUAUUACGGUGGUGUUAUGGCGGCACGGAUAUGCUUGGGUUAUUUGGUGCUCAAGUUUGGUGAAAAGCGAUCAGUAUAUUGCUUGCUGAUGUUGGCAUUCAGUAUGUUAUUGCUGUUUUGGCUCGUACCGACUGUUGUUGCUAGUGCUAUAGCGCUUGCUCUCAUGGGAGUGGCAUAUGGCCCUAUGUUUCCAACAACAAUGUCAAUAGUUGGCAUGACACUUCCGCCGCAUCUUUAUGCUGUUUCGAUUGGAUUCAUUGAAGCGUCUGGUGGUAUUGGAGGUGCUGUAUUUCCAUAUACCACUGGUGCAAUGAUAGGUGCCCAAGGUGUCGAAAACACAUUACCGCCGUUCUGUAUAGGAUUAACCAUAGCAAUGCUUGCUGUCUGGUUCUUCCUUCCGAAU